Molecule: messenger RNA, 4489 nt
Organism: Gopherus evgoodei (Goodes thornscrub tortoise)
Lineage: Eukaryota; Metazoa; Chordata; Testudines; Testudinidae
Gene: ADORA2B
Product: adenosine A2b receptor
Exons: 2
Coding region: 434-1444 (336 amino acids)
Biological process (GO): G protein-coupled adenosine receptor signaling pathway; vasodilation; adenylate cyclase-activating G protein-coupled receptor signaling pathway
Cellular component (GO): membrane
Molecular function (GO): G protein-coupled adenosine receptor activity
Source: RefSeq, a predicted model, not a curated record
GAGGGUCCCCGCCCGGGCGCCGCUUCCGCCAAUCGCGCGCGGCCGCCCCCGCCCCAUGUGCAGAAAUAGCAGCGGCGGAGCCCUAAGUCUGCGUAGGAGCCGCUCGCCCGGGGGCCGGCCGCGGACAGCACCCCCAGCCCGCCGAGCGCCUUGGCUUGCUGCCCCGGCGGGGGGACCCCUGCGCCCAGCCGCUCUCCUGGCUCCGCCAGCGGGGCGUGAUCGCAGCUCGCUGGGUGGUGGCAUCGCUGGGUGCAGCAGAUGUUUCCCACGGGCAUUGCUGAGCCCAGCCACACGGGGACCAUGCGCUCCCGGCGGAGCCAGGGGCGAGCUGCGCCCACCGCCCACUGACGGCCCCCUCCCUGGGAAAGACAUGGUAAGGGCUCCCAGCCCUGGACUGGACAGAGCCAGCACCACCUGAGCAUCCCCUGCCCUCAUGAUGAACACAGCCUACAUCCUGCUGGAGCUGAUCAUCGCAGUGCUCUCCAUUGCUGGCAACGUCCUGGUGUGCUGGGCUGUGGCCAUCAACAGCACCCUGAAGAACGCCACCAACUACAUCCUGGUGUCGCUGGCCGUGGCCGACAUCGCUGUGGGCUUGCUGGCCAUCCCCUUCGCCAUCACCAUCAGCAUUGGCCUCGACACGGAUUUCCACAGCUGCCUCUUCUUCGCCUGCUUCGUGCUGGUGCUGACCCAGAGCUCCAUCUUCAGCCUGCUGGCUGUGGCCAUCGACAGGUACCUGGCUAUCAAGAUCCCGCUCAGAUACAAGAGCCUGGUGACUGGGAAACGGGCAAGAUGGCUCAUUGCCGUUCUCUGGCUCCUGUCCUUUGGGAUUGGACUGACCCCCCUGAUGGGCUGGAACAGAGCCCCUGAUGGGCAGAACAGACCCUGCCAGAAUUCUACGAACAGCUCGGCGCAGCAGCACGGCUGCUUAAUAAAAUGUCUCUUUGAGAAUGUGGUCCCCAUGAGCUACAUGGUCUAUUUCAACUUCUUUGGCUGUGUGCUCCUCCCCCUCUUCAUCAUGUUGGGCAUUUACAUCAAGAUAUUCAUGGUGGCCUGCAAGCAGCUGCGGAAGAUGGAGUUGACGGGUCACUCCAGGACUACCCUCCAGAAGGAGGUCAAUGCGGCCAAGUCACUGGCCAUCAUCGUCGGGCUCUUUGCCUUCUGCUGGCUGCCCCUGCACAUCCUGAACUGCAUCACCUACUUCCACCAGGACUUUGCCCACAACAAGCCCGACUGGGUGAUGUACGUGGCCAUCAUCUUGUCCCACGCCAACUCCGUCAUCAACCCCAUUAUCUACGCCUAUAAGAUCAGGGAUUUCCGCUGCACCUUCCGCAAGAUCCUCACCAAGUACAUCCUCUGCAGGAUGGAGGACAUCCCCAAGGGCUCCAAUGGCAAUAUCCGGCACCUGACUGUCAGCAACCUCAGCUCUGUGCCUGUAUUUAUCUGAUCAUGCCUGUCAUCCUGCAGCCUGGCCCUGACCAACCCAACCCUCCCCCCUUGUGCCUAUGUAGACAGUGGACCAGGAUUCUGAUGAGUCACACUAUAUAACAUACAGGUGUAUUUUUUAAAAUUUUUUAACAUAGUGCCUCGUUGGGGAAUAACAUGUCUGGGGAGACAGUGCGCUGCUUACCCUGACUCCUGACCUUCGAGUUACAGAAUGCUGGUGAUUGCAUAUCCUUCUAGGUCAAAGGGUGGAAGCCCUAUGUCCUGUGGUGGAUUUCCCCAGCUGUGCGUCUCAUGUCAGUUCCUGGCCUUCUGGAUUUUAUUUAUUUAAUGUUUUUGGCUCACUCAGACAGAUGUUUAUGUUGUUGGUUCAUUUUCUAUGUACUUGAUGCCACUCUGGUAAAUACUCUAUUUUUUCCAUCAAUUGUUUGAUGCAGGUAGUAUUCUCCCAUGGGAAAUAAUCUUCUGUAGCCCACGUACUGGUGUAUAACUGAAGCCAUGAGCUAGAGGCAGAGGGGAUGGGCUGGUGUUCAUGGGAUAACAAGGCAGUUAAAUGGAGAUUGGCCUCAUUCCUAAAAGGCUGCCCUGCUCGAAGUCCGAUAAUUGAAAGGACUGUGAGGCUGCCCUGUAUCCUGCGCUCACCCCCUUCCCAAAAGCUGACUGCCCCCCAUGCUCCAUGGAGGCUGGGAGCCGAGCUCUAGCAGUGAACACCUGCUGCUCUACCAAAAAGCCAAAACCUGCUGGUAUUUAUAUUGAGGCUGCUGCAGUGCCACUGCAGUCAGUGAAAACAUUCCACUGAUUCAUGGGCUUUGGCUCAGAGCCCUAGGGCCUGGUCCUGUUACCCCUGAAGUCAAGGGCAAAGCUCACGCUGCCUUCACGAGGCAGGACCCAAGUGUGCGCUGCUCUAUGCACUCAAGUGCUGCAGCUGCUGUUAGUCAGUCAUCAGAACAGCAGUUAGGUGUAAGGCUGUCAGCCCUAGUGCCAUGCUGCCUUCCCUGGGCACAGUGGGGUGAGCUCAGGAUAUUGAGAAGUCUUUCUCUGAGCUAGGGAGGGCUAUGUCUGUUUAUUGGAAGGUCCUGGAUGGGAUUUAAUUGGCCUGUGACAUUAGAAUGCCGUCGUGCAAGCAACAGCCCCAUGGCACAGGCCAGCCCUCUGCAACAGGUGCUAACAUGAGAGCAAGGUUUGGUUCUUGGGUGGUUAGACUGGAUCAAAAAUUGCUACACCCACAGCCCUGGCUCUGGGACUAAUUUGCACCCUCUUGGCCACUGACCCUUCUAUAAUUCCACUGAAGUGCAGGGCUACCUUAAUGUGCACUGAGGCUUAAAUAACUCUCUGCCAGCCUGGUGUUUGGGGGGGUUAAAUUACUAAGCCCUAUUGAAUAUGUGAACUGGGGUACACACAAUGACACAAAGGCAGGGGGAACAAGGGGGCAUUUGCUCUGUUAUUCACUCCCAAGGGGGUGAAGCUGUCAGUCAGGAUGCACAGAGCAGCUGUGUGUACCUGGUAUGCCCUUUAAGGGGCCUUCGGUUCUAAGAGGGCUCACAAAUUCCAGUAAAAAUAGCCGCCUCCUCUCCCCAAAAAUCUGACUUUUAACAGGCACAGCCUCACGCCUAUGGCUGCAAGACUGUACGACACUGACAGGGAGGGCAAAGGGCUGGACUUCCUACCCAACUCCAGCCUGUCCAUUAGAAAUGAGCCCCAGUAACAGUGCUGAUGGAAAGAAGAAACAGCAGCUAGGUCUGCAAACUACAGGCUUACGCUGCCACCCUCUUGUGUACUGGUGCCUUAGGAGAAGGUUCCUGAAGUGCCAGUGGAGUGGCAUAUUUAAUCUCUGAACCACUUGGCACCUUGACAUGUGCUCACCAGGGAGCUGUAGUUCAUGCCUGUGUAUUUAAUAUGGUUGCCGCUGGGCAGCUUUCACAUGCACAGCCCAUGCUUGGAGAAAGGGCUUGGGCUGCGCCUCUGGGGCCAGGUGAGGGGGAGGAGGAGUCUGUGGGGAAGGAAGUGCCAGCAACCUGAGCACAGGCGAUGGAAGCCAAAGCCCUCUCCUGCCAUUCUUCGCAAGGCAGUUGCUGUGAAGAGGGCAGGUAUGGGCUGGCUAGAGCCAUCUGCCAUUGGUAAAUGUAACUUGAAUAACGCUGUAGCCAGCUUUCCGUUUCUUUUGCACUGCACUAAACGGAAUAAGAAAAAAUUCCCUCCUCUUUCUGGCACGAAGCCUCUGACCUGAUGGGGGCAAUGAGGGAGGUUGCUGUAGCUCAGCAGGUGUGAGACUGGGUGUUUGGGGGAAACCAGAGGCCUCUAACGUUGGGCAACUCUAACCCUCCAUUGUGCAAGGAGGCAGUUUGGCCCUUUGUAGCUGCAGGGUAGCUAGAGCCAAACCUGACUGAAUCCCAACUGUGAUUUCGAUGGUAUUGCACCUGCUGAUGUCAACUUCUGUUAGGUCCCACCUGUGUCUGAUCAGCCUGUUCAGCCAAUAUCAGAAGGGUUAAAAUUACAGCCCUGUCUUUCUCCUUCCCUUUGCAGCUCCUCUCUGCUGCAACAUCCUUGCUCCCAGUCCGUCCCACAGCUGUGAUGACUUCCUGCCUUCUCAGCAGGACUCAGCUCAUUUCAACCUCUACAUUGGCUCUAGCUGCAUCACCCCUGUUAAGCAGGGAAUGGAACAGCCAGGGUCUCCCCUGUGGGUCGGGGAGGGCUGCAACCCACAUAUGUCAUUGCAACAAAAACGCAGUGCUGGCCUCCUCCUCCUUAGAGUGCAUGAAAGAGCCAGGUCCCAGCCGUUACUUAAUGACUGAUCAAGGAAUAGGUGUAGGUGACCAUUUAGACUGCAGGCCAGGAUCCAUUACAAAUCCCUGUCAGGAGCCAGUCUCGCUUCAGGGGACGUUUGCCAUGUUCUGCUGUCACCAGUCCCUAGCAGGGAUGGGCCACUGGGGGCUUUUAACUAAGUUGUUUGAAAGGAAAAAAACUGAGUGCUGAAGAUUUCUCAAAAUGUGAAUCCAAGUAAAAUGGCAGAGGAAUUCUGCAGCGCCUGUGGCAGGCAUUUGUCACGUCA